This is a messenger RNA of Prinia subflava (tawny-flanked prinia), 5150 nucleotides long. Its product is annotated as discoidin domain-containing receptor 2-like. The record is from RefSeq and is a predicted model, not a curated record. Gene Ontology annotation, cellular component: plasma membrane; signaling receptor complex. Lineage: Eukaryota; Metazoa; Chordata; Aves; Passeriformes; Cisticolidae. Gene Ontology annotation, molecular function: ATP binding; protein tyrosine kinase collagen receptor activity; collagen binding. The coding region runs from base 379 to 3000 and encodes 873 amino acids. Gene Ontology annotation, biological process: protein phosphorylation; positive regulation of phosphatidylinositol 3-kinase/protein kinase B signal transduction; cell surface receptor protein tyrosine kinase signaling pathway. The transcript is spliced from 18 exons.
GGGGCCGCCCCGCCCUGCCCGGCUCCCGGCCCGACUCCCCGCGGGACGGAGCGGGGGCGGCGCGGCCGCUGCGGUCCCGCCGCGGUCGGAGCUCGGGGCCGCCCCCGGGGGCCGCCGGCUGAACCCCCAGGGGCUCCCGGUGUGCCGAGGGUACCGCGGAGCCGCGCCCGGGGCUCGGGCCUUCUCCACAAGCUGCAGCUCUGCUCAGUGGCUGAUCCAGCUUGGGCACCCACGGAAGGAUCUACCCUGGACUUCACCCAUAUGGUGCAGCUGAUCUGGGUCAUGGUCACAGCACCACCACACCAGACAGAGAUGUAGAUGGCAGCUGCUGCCUUUGAAGGACUCGUCUGACCCUGUGCAGCACCUCCAGUUGCUACCAUGAUCUUCUGCAUGCUGCUGCUGGCCUCCCUGCCUGAGCCCUCUGGCACCGAAGUCAACCCUGCAAUCUGUCGUUACCCCCUGGGGAUGCACGAGGGGACCAUCCGGGAUGAGGACAUCACUGCCUCCAGCCAGUGGUACGACUCCACAGGGCCCCAGUAUGCACGGUUGCAGAGGGAAGAAGGGGAUGGAGCCUGGUGCCCAGCGGGUCUGCUGGAGCCUGAAGAUGUGCAGUUCCUGCAGAUUGACCUGCACAAGCUGUUCUUCAUCACCCUGGUGGGCACCCAGGGCCGGCACGCCCGCGCCACGGGCAAGGAGUUUGCCCGCGCCUACCGCAUCGACUACAGCCGCAACGGGGAGCGCUGGAUCUCCUGGAGGGACCGCCAGGGCAGGAAGGUGAUCGACGGCAACACCGACACCUACGACGUGGUGCUGAAGGACCUGCGGCCGCCCAUCAUCGCGCGCUUCGUGCGCCUGAUCCCGGUCACCAGGGCGCCCAUGACGGUGUGCAUGAGGGUGGAGCUGUACGGCUGCGUGUGGCACGAUGGUUUGGCAUCCUACAGCAUCCCUGAAGGAGGGACAAUAGCAGCUCCUGGCUUCCCCAUCGUUUAUCUGAAUGACUCAACCUACGAUGGCUACCAGGAACGCAGGCACCUGUAUGGAGGGCUGGGCCAGCUCACAGACGGAGUGCUGGGGCUGGAUGACUUCACCCAGAGCCACCAGUACCGCGUGUGGCCAGGCUACGACUACGUGGGCUGGAGGAACGAGAGCUUCAGCACGGGCGCCGUGGAAAUGGAGUUCCAGUUUGACCGCCCCCGGAACUUCACCUCCAUGAAGGUGCACUGUAACAACAUGUUUUCCAAGGGGGUGAAGAUUUUCCAGAGGGUGGAGUGCCUGUUCAAGCCCCGCCUGAUCGCAGACUGGGAGCCCGAGCCUGUGGGGGUGGCCACGGUGCUGGAUGACAAAAACCCCAGUGCCAGGUUCGUGACCGUGCCCCUGCAGCAGCGCGUGGGCAAGGCCAUCCUGUGCCGCUUCUUCUUCGCCGACACCUGGAUGAUGAUGAGCGAGAUUUCCUUCCAGUCAGACAUGGAAAGUGUGAAUCCCAGUUUCGUUACGGUAGCCACAAGCACCACGGAUCUCCUGGAAACGGAGCACAACGUUACUGAGGGCACCUGGGGAACCACAUCUUCUGUAACCAGCACCUGGAUAGGGGAGAAGGCAGAUGACUCCAACACCUCCAUCCUCGUGGGCUGCCUUGUGGCUAUUAUUCUGCUGCUCCUGAUGAUUAUAAUCAUCAUUCUUUGGAAGCAAUAUGUUCAAAAAAGGUUGGAAAAGGCCCCACGUCGAAUCCUGGAGGAGGAUGCCACUGUUCGCCUCUCCUUCUACAGCUACACCAUUGCCAACAACCAGACCCAGAUCCACCAGUCAAAUCCCACCUAUGAACGUGCUUUCCCACUGGAUUUGGAAUAUCACCAGCCAGCUACACUGCUCCAAAAGCUUCCAGAGCUCUCUCAAAGCGCAGAGGAUUCAGUGUGCAGUGGGGACUAUGCUGAGCCCGACCUGACCAAGUCCACGCCUCACCAAGGCUUCCAGAACAACGUGCCCCACUACGCCGAGACAGACAUCGUGCACCUGCAGGGCGUGACGGGCAACAACAUGUACGCGGUGCCGGCGCUCACCGUGGACUCCCUCACCAAGAAGGACAUCUCCGUGGGGGAGUUCCCCCGGCAGCAGCUGCGCCUCAAGGAGAAGCUGGGGGAAGGGCAGUUUGGAGAGGUGCACCUCUGUGAAGCUGAUGGCCUGCUGGAAUUCCUGGGAGUCUCAUCCUCAGAAUUCACUCACCAGCCGGUUCUUGUGGCAGUGAAAAUGCUGAGAUCAGAUGUCAACAAAACAGCCAGGAAUGAUUUCCUGAAGGAGAUCAAGAUCAUGUCCCGGCUGAAGAACCCCAACAUCAUCCGGCUGCUGGGCGUGUGCGUGCGGGACGACCCCCUGUGCAUGAUAACAGAGUACAUGGAGAAUGGAGACCUCAACCAGUUCCUGUCCCAGAGGGAGAUCUACAGCAAGUUUGCCAUUUCAAACAACAUCCCCUGUGUCACCCACUCCAACCUGCUGUACAUGGCCACCCAGAUCGCCUCGGGGAUGAAGUACUUGGCAUCUCUGAACUUUGUGCACAGGGAUCUGGCAACUCGCAACUGCCUGGUGGGGAACAACUACACCAUCAAGAUUGCAGACUUUGGCAUGAGCAGGAACCUUUACAGUGGGGAUUACUACAGGAUCCAGGGGAGAGCCGUGCUGCCCAUCCGUUGGAUGGCCUGGGAGAGCAUCCUGCUGGGCAAGUUCACCACGGCCAGCGACGUGUGGGCGUUCGGGGUGACGCUGUGGGAGAUGUUUGUGCUGUGCAAGGAGCAGCCCUACAGCCUCCUGACGGACGAGCAGGUCAUCGAGAACACGGGCGAGUUCUUCCGCAGCCAGGGCAGGCAGAUCUAUCUCUCCCAGACUCCUCUGUGUCCUAACCCUGUGUUUGACCUGAUGCUGAAAUGCUGGAGCAGGGAUAUCAAAGAUCGUCCCACUUUUGACAUGAUCCACCUGUUCCUGCUAGAACAAAUGGAAUCAAACAUUUGACUCCAGGAAAGAGGCAAACUGUGGAGAACAGAGUGACUUUGGGGUCUCUUUGCCUGUCCCUCACAGUCAGGCCACCUCGCUCCCCUCCCUGACUGGGCCCUAUUCACUUGGGACGUCCAUGGCAGCUGCUCAUUCUCUUGGCCAUGGUCUGACACACAGGACCAGAGGAUCUCAUUUGGUUGUAAAAUCAUCUCCUCUUCUGAAUCAUUUCCUGGGAAUACUGUGAGAGGGGUUUUAUUGAAUGCCCAUACACCUUUGGGCAAAAGGAAUGAGUGAAACUUGGAGGGACUUGGAGCUCUCUGCUGGCUGGAAGAGAAGGCGCCGGUCGGUGAGAGUGCUGCCACUCAACAGCAGGUUUCUGGAAGGAAGGACUGCAGCCUUCUAGAGCUAUUCCAUGGAAUCUGAUGGAAGUCUUGUGCACAUGAGCAAGUGUUUCUGUGUGCUCUUGCUACAGACAAUGGUGAGAGGCCAGAAACAUCUGGAGCUGGGAAAUGGUUUAAUGGACUUGGGAACUGACGGAGCAUUUAGGAACCCUUUGGGAGUGACUUCCAGGGUCCACAGAAGAUGCUGAAACAAGAGUCCAAGAUGAUGUUCUGUUUUCCUGUGGUUGUUAAGCACUGCUUUGGUUAUAUAUGUGCGUUUUCCCCACACUGGAUUUUUUUGUUGUUGUUUUCUAGAAAAAAUGAUUUUAAAAUGAAUGUUAAAGGUCAUUGGGAGGUCACUGUGUUAGAAGGUCUUCCUUUGACCUACAAAUUAAGGUUAGGGUAGGGAGUUUGUAUUGAGAAGUAGCUGAUACUGUACUACUGUCACUAUGUAGAUUUAUUAACCUAAUGAACUUGUAGCCACAAUGGACUGAUGUGCAAUUAAUCCUGUAUAAUUACCCAUCAAUAUGAGAUCUCUAAAUCAAUGCUGUUACGUGUGAGAGGGAACUUAGAUUUGGUGGAACCAGGUGGCCGAGAGCAGAACCCUCUUUGUCACUUGUCACAGCUCCCACGAGGGGGACAGGAGGAGCACACGGCUCACAGGGGUGUCUGGAGCCAGAGGUUCCUCUCCAGGUGUGCAGCAGGUUGGUGCCAGGCAGGGCCAGCUCAGGCCAGGCUCUGUCACUGCUGUGUCACACGAGUCCCCAGGGCUGGGCUGGCACGUCCCCUGCUGUGGCCUGUCCUUUAGCUCAUUGAACUUGGGGUUGCUUUUUGUGUGUCCUGUCACAAACAGCUCAUUCUCUGGAGGGUUUUAGAGGGCUCUGAAAUCCAUUUGGAGCAAGUUAGAGAAUUCAGUGUGUUUCUACAAUAAAUCCAUUGUGGAUUUACCAGGUGCCUGGGGAAUACUCUGCUAUUCCCUCUCUAAUCAUUUAGCAAGAUACUUAGGACCAAACCAAAUAUUUCAUAAGCUGGGAGAAGAUGAAAGCUCAGCACUUGGCUUUUUUUUUAAAGUACAAUCCAGCAUAAAAUGUAUUUCCAGUAAAGAUUAUAAAGAUAAUUUUCAUCUUAGCCACAAGCAUAGAUGACUGGCUGGCUGUGCUGCAAGAUGGCACUGCUGAGAGGGGAAUGUCUGAGUGGUUACAACACAGGGAUAAUUGUGCUAAAAGAAAAAUCCUGCUUCUGAAUGGGCAGAUGCCAGGCUGGAGCGUGGCAUGGCUGUGCCUGCUCCUUGGGAAGGCUCCAGCCAUGCCUGGGCUGUCCUGCUGGGGAUGUGUCCCCACCCCAGCUGCUCCUCUGAGCCCCUUCAGGCCUCAGGAGCCAGAGGGCCCAAGUGCUCUCAUGUCUCUGCAGGGAUUCCUGGGAUCUCACCCCCAAACAGGUUUUCUUUCCCCCUCUGUGACUGGAGGGGCUUGGGGGGAGCUGCCCUUCCCUGCGGGAGUCAGGGCCAGCAGGUCCCUGCUGCAGCCUGCUGGGUCCUGUUGUCCAGCAAACCACUCAGGCAGGUAUUUCUGGAGCAUCCCUGCCCCAGAAAUGUCCCCAGUGCCACCCAGCCACGUGUGUGGUCUCCUGUGCCCCAGAGCUGGGAGCUCCCAGGGCGUGGAGUGUCCCUGGACGGGCUCUGUGACAUCUGGACAUGCUGUUCCUCCAUUGACAUGGUGACAUACAAAGUUUGUCUCAUAUCAAUAAAUUCUAACGAUAACCUUGACAAAAGUGAAUCUCCACUUCUUU